This is a messenger RNA of Oreochromis aureus, 2522 nucleotides long. Its product is annotated as mast cell tryptase-like. Bases 118 to 1071 code for a protein of 317 amino acids. The transcript is spliced from 6 exons. Gene Ontology annotation, molecular function: serine-type endopeptidase activity. Gene Ontology annotation, biological process: proteolysis. NCBI's taxonomy places the organism in Eukaryota, Metazoa, Chordata, Actinopteri, Cichliformes, Cichlidae. The record is from RefSeq and is a predicted model, not a curated record.
UUGGGGUAUGUGGUCAGCUGGCUGACAGCCAGGUAUGAUGCAGGCGGUCACGCCCUCGUCCUUUACAGACUCCUGCCGUUGGAGUUUGGAGACACUUUGAGGAAAGACUCUGUGAGGAUGGAGCUGUUUUCAUGUGGAGUCCUGCUGUUGGCCUUAACGCUUACAGGAAGCAACGCACAGCUCGAUGUUUGUGGACAAGCUCCACUUAACACCAGGAUCGUAGGAGGCCAGGAUGCUCCUGCGGGAGCGUGGCCCUGGCAGGUCAGUCUGCAAACGUCCGGUUCGCACUUCUGUGGAGGCUCCCUGAUCAACAAUGAAUGGAUCCUGACUGCUGCCCACUGUUUCGGCAGCAUCACCAGCCCAUCAAAAUUGACCGUUUACCUUGGAUACGAGACGCUGCAAGGCACUAAUACUAAUGGGGUCUCCCGGUCAGUGUCACAGAUAAUCACACAUCCUAACUAUAACUCCAACACUGAAAACAACGACAUCGCGCUGCUGCAGCUGUCCUCAACUGUUGAGUUCACCAACUACAUCAGACCUGUGUGUCUGGCGGAGGCGGGCAGCGACUUCCCUGCUGGGACGACCACCUGGGUCACCGGCUGGGGCAACAUCCGAGACGGCGUUUCCCUUUCUUUCCCUGGGACUCUACAGGAGGUGAGCGUCCCUGUCGUGUCCAACACCAACUGUAACAAUGCCUACGGUAUAAUCACAAGCAACAUGAUCUGUGCCGGCGUGACUCAGGGAGGAAAGGACUCCUGUCAGGGCGACUCUGGAGGCCCACUGGUGGCUAAAAACAGCUCCGUUUGGGUCCAGGCUGGAGUAGUGAGCUUUGGGAAAGGCUGCGCUCAGCCCAAUUUCCCAGGAGUCUACACUCGGGUAUCACAGUACCAGUCCUGGAUCAGCAGCCACAUCACCACCAACCAGCCAGGUUACAUCAACUUUGGAACCUCCUCCUCCUCUGGAGGCACUUCAUCUAGUUCAGCCACAACAACGGCUCACUUCCUCUUGUUCUCAGUUCCUCUGCUGCUCUCCGUCCUCCCCAUCCUCUUCUCUCUCUUUGUCCUUUCAUAGGAAUGCACCAGUUCUACUUAAUCACUGGAAAACUGUAUUGUAAUGAUCAGUUUGUCUUAAAAAAAAAAAAAAAAAGUCCCCUGAAGGCUCGACUGUUCACGCUUGUUUCCAGUUCACUUUGCUGGUUUAUUAACUGGAAUCUUGGGAAUGUUUGGCUUUAUUUUUGUUUGUCAAAUCAUAAAAACACAUUAAAUUACAAAAAGAACUGAUUGAUUACUUCCAUUAGAAACAAUGCUUAACUGCACAAUAAUGACCUUUAAACUUUUUAGUAUCACUUUUUUAGUGUCACUAUUUAGUAACAGGGCAUAUUUAUAAAAACUAAAAUAUUGUACUUUAAUAGAGCCUGGGCAAACAUUCUGUUUUUAAAUGAUUUCAAAGAACAAUUUAAAAAUGCUUUAGCAGAAUUAUUUUAUAUUUGAUUAAUGUUUUCAUUGAAUUAAAACUGUUUCGUCCAUCAGUUUAUAUUUUUAUAUUAAAUGGCAAUUAAUAAUUUAAUUAAAAAAAAACACAGUAUGAUAGAACACGUCAAAAGGAAUAAAUGAGCAAUACUGUAUCAUAACUACAACUGUUAUCUUCAAUAUGUUUGGCUAAAACACUGGUAUAAAAAAGUUCUAUCAAGAUUAAGAUUUUUACAAUUUAAAAACAGAAUAUAUAAAAUAUAAAUUCAUAAAAUCAUUUUAACAUUUUAAAAUGCACAAUUUUCUGAUUGUUCUAUUCUUUGAUUUUUAGAAUGUAAUAUUUAAAAUCAACCAAUGAUUAUAUUUAUCUGAACACUUUGAAAUUAUUUGAUUCAGUUUCAUGUUAUUUAGCUGUUGCUGGAUCAAACACGUACCAUCUCAGGGCACGUUCGGGUCAAAGCAGAGAGGAACACUCGGCGGGGAGGAAAAACUCCUUUUUAAAUAUGAAGGAAUCUCAGGCGGAACCAGACUGAUCUCAGACCUGCACAAACACAAAUCUGUCUUUGUACCAUCGUGAUGAUGAAACUAAAGCCAUUUUAGUGACUUUAUUAUCUCUUUUUUCACAAAUGAACUUUUAAUGUUUUAAAAUGUUUGAACCAAGUGCCAGUAACUGUGAUCUGCUGUUUAAGUCUAAUAAACAGGAGGAAUAUUUACAAUACUACCUUAUAUAUUAUUAUAAUAUUACAGGCCGACUGUGGCGUAACCUGGUCUGAAGCUGCUGUUCAGCUUUGAAAGUUUUAGAGUAGCUUUAUGCAUAAAUGUAUUUGCCUACAGUUUGUGGAAUUGCUCCACUUAACACCAGGAUCGUAGGAGGCCAGAAUAUUUACAAUAAUAUUUACAAUUAUUAACUUUUGUGUAGCUUAUUAAAAUAAUCUGGGAUAUUUGUGUGGACUGUGUUUAAACCUGCUGCUGUUUGUUUGGUAUGUUAGUGAAAAACUGUCUGGUUUUAUAUCUGUGCUCUUCUAUUCAGUUAAAUAAAACAUAUUUUCCUAA